Molecule: messenger RNA, 2164 nt
Organism: Emiliania huxleyi CCMP1516
Lineage: Eukaryota; Haptophyta; Isochrysidales; Noelaerhabdaceae
Exons: 14
Molecular function (GO): zinc ion binding; DNA binding
Source: RefSeq, a predicted model, not a curated record
CUCUUUGCACGGGGACGGCGUCUCGUCGCAGCAGGCUCGGGAGGCGCGCGCCGCGGCGGCGGCGGCGGGGGCGGGGGAGGAGGCGGGCGAGGCGCCGCCGUUCGCCGUCAAGCCGGCGGCCGGGCGGCCAGCGCCGGCGCGGCCGGCGGCGGCGGCGAGCGUGGCCGCUGCUGCAGCGGCGGCGGGCGCGUCUCACCGGCAGCACAGGCCGCUCAACCAGCACACGGCGCAGGAGUCGGCGCCCCUCGAGCUCGCGUGUGCGGUCUGCAAGGCUGCCCACCGCACGAUCUACGCUUGCCGCGCCACCCUCGGCCACACCGCGCCAAACUGGACCGAGGAGAAGGCGAAGCCCGCAAAGCCGAAGCCGAAGCCGACGGCGGCAGCGCCGCCGCCGCGCGCGCCGCCGCCGCCGCUUCCGCGCCGCCGCUCUUCGGACCGUACGUCCUCGCCGCCUCGCAACACGCGCCCGCGGCUGCGGGAGGGGCGGGGCGAGAGGGGCGAGAGGGGCGAGAGGGGCGAGAGGGAGGGGCGGGGCGAGAGGGAGGGGCGGGGGGCGGAGAGGGAGAGGCGGGGCGCGCGGGGCGCCUCGCCGGCGCCGGCCCCUUCCCCCUCGGCCGACGCUGCCGACGCAGAGGAGAGCAAGCGGCGCUCCGUGCGCGACGCCUCCCGCCGCGCGUCGGCGGGCGGCUUCUCGGUCGUCGCGAUGACGGCGACCACGCUCUAUGCGGCCGACGACGACGUCAACGGGGGCAUGCUCUGCGCGCGACAGUACAUGGGCUCGAAGCGCCCCUCCGCCGACGCCGCCUCCGCCUCCGCCUCCGCCUCCGCCUCCGCCGCCUCCUCCGCCGCCCCCGCCGCCGCCCCCGCCGCCGCGCCGCCGCCCGCCCGGCCCAAGCAGCCGAAUCAGUACACCAAGGCGCGGGACGCGGCGGCGGCGGCGGCGGCGAGGGAGGCGGAGAGGGAGGCGGCGAGGCGGGCGGCGAGGGGAGCGGCGAGGAAGGGGGUGGCCGAGGCCGAGGAGGCCGAGGAGGAGCCUGGCCUGACUGCUGCCGAGGCUGCCGCGGCCAACCUCAAGGAGAACUCGACGCGCUGGCUGGUGCUGCGCGCGCUGCUCUCGGAGCCUAGCCGGUGGGUCCCCCGCACCACGCUCGCGGAGGCGGUGGCGGAGGCGCGGAGCGACGUGGCGUACAAGACGGUGAUCACCGCUCUCGGCCGUGAGAAGGACCACCUCACGCCGCUCUGGCUGCAGCGAGGAGACGUCUACUCCCUCACUCCCGCGGGACAGUCGCAGCGGGGAGGAUGCGGGCUACCAGCCGCCUCCGCACGCUCCGCCGCCUCGCGUGCCGCCGCCGCACCCUCCGACGGUUCGAGCAGCGACUCGCCCGACGGCGACGGCGACAACGCGGUGUGCGGAGAGUGCGGCGCGGGCGGCUGGAAGAGCGGCAACGAGAUGCUUCUCUGCGACAGCGAGGGCUGCGCAGGCGCGUACCACCUCAAGUGCCUCGCGCCGCCGCUGGCGGCGGUGCCCGAGGGCAGCUGGUUCUGCCCAAGCUGCGCCAGCGCCGCCGACUGCGGCCAGUGCUCUGCUUGCCUCGACAUGCCGAAGUUCGGAGGUGCAGGGACGCGCAAGGCGCGAUGCUUCCGCAAGCCACGCUCCUCGCGCGCCAACUUGCCCUGCCGCGUCGCACCGCGACGCGCGACGGGAGACGGCAAGGGCGGCAGAGGCAAGGGCGGCGGAGGCAAGGGCGGCGGCGGCGCAGGCGCAGGCAAGAAGCCACCCAAGGCCGAGCUGCCCAAGCCGCCGCCGCGCGACUUGCCGAACGAGCGGACGUGGGCCGCGCCGCCGAGAGUGCGAGCCGUGGCAGGCAGCAGCGGGCUCAACAGCCUCUCCGCGGCGGCGGCGGCGGCGGCGGCCCGCGCGCCCGUGAGCCCUCGCAUGUCAUCCGGAGAGUACGCGGACGCGGUGAUCCGGGUGGGGGAGGCGUACCAGGCGGUCUGCCCGCCCGACCCCGCGCUCGCCGCCGCCCGCUGCCCCGGCUCGCCCGACCGGCCGGCGGAGCUGUUGCGGCUCGAGGUCUCGCCCCUACGCGAGCCGCCGCCCACCCUCCCCACCGCCUCCGAGCUCAAGGCUGCCGACGAGGCCGAGGCGGCGGCCGCCGCCGCC